This is a messenger RNA of Apis cerana (Asiatic honeybee), 678 nucleotides long. The record is from the annotation of a RefSeq genome assembly. NCBI's taxonomy places the organism in Eukaryota, Metazoa, Arthropoda, Insecta, Hymenoptera, Apidae.
AUGAAACUGACAUUGAUAAAUUUAUUUGAAAUAUUUGAUCCUUCAUCAAAUAAUUAUCUAUCAUUAAAUUGACUUUUUAUAUUCCUUCCAAUUUUAGUCUUCCCAAGAAUUUAUUGAUUAAUUCAAUCACGAAUUUUAUAUAUUAUUAAAUUACUUUUAAAUUUUAUAUAUAAUGAAUUUAAAAUUAUUUCUAAAUCAAAAUAUCAAUCUAACAUUAUUAUUUUUAUUAGAUUAAUAAUUUACAUUAUAAUUGUAAAUAUUUUUAGAUUAAUACCUUAUAUUUUUACAUUAACAAGACAUCUAUUAUUAAAUAUAGCUUUAUCUUUAACUUUAUGAUUUAGAUUUUUAAUCUAUUUAAUUUAUAAUAAUUAUAUUGCAUUUCUUAGACAUUUAGUUCCUUUAAAUUCACCAGUUUUUUUAAUAAAUUUUAUAGUAAUUAUUGAAUUAAUUAGAUUAAUUAUUCGACCAUGAACAUUAUCAAUUCGAUUAUCAGCAAAUUUAAUUUCUGGACACUUAAUUUUAACAUUACUAGGAAUUUUUAUUAGAAAUUUUAUUUCAAUCUUACCAAUUAAUCUUUUAAUUCAAAAUAUAUUAUUAACCUUAGAAAUUUUUAUAUCAAUUAUUCAAAGUUAUGUAUUUUCAAUUUUAUUAAUUCUUUAUUUUUCUGAAUCUAAUUAA